AUGUACAUACCCUCCUACACGAGCCUCCCCUUCCUCAUCCUCUCGCUUUUCCUCGAUCGAGCUUUUACGCUACCUACUGAGGUCUCUUUGGACGAGAUAGCCUUGAUAACCCCUGCUCCUACACCAACACUUGCGGUCUAUGGGACAUACGCAGGAGACAAGCGGGGUAUCGUUAAUGACCUGACUUCGAAGCUGGACUCGUAUGUCAACUCGGUGUUCAGCGAGUUGGGCACGGCUAUUCCAUCAUAUGUCUCCAAUGGCUUGCUUCCCAAUCUACAAGGUUUGCCUACCGGAAGUCAGGUCGCGAGCUCGCUCGGAGUGAGCAGUUCCGAUCUCGCGGCCACUCCCACCCAAGUCUUGAAUAUUCCUGGAUACGGCAAUUGGACUGAUAAUGGCUGGAACUUGCGGAUACAUGGGAAUGUUUUCAAGCAGCCGAAUAUAUCUGAUGAGACCGUGGACAAGUUGGCCAACUUCUUUCUGAUCGAUACCAGUGUCUCCGACCUACCUCCUUCGCAACAAGCCCAGGCGCGCAAUCUCACGAGAGAGAUAUACGUAGUACAGCAAGGCAAUCAAAGUGUCACCAUGGAUAUCCUCCCUAGUCCUGAGUUUGGUUCCAGUGGACAACCGGGAGGAGGUGGUGGCGUGACCCCGGCAGGAGGCGAACAGGUCGUCACGCUUCCAUAUCUGACAACUCCAGAAGGAGACUUUGACGUCUUUAUCCCCAUUGACAAUACGUCUUUGGCUCUGACGCCUGGUACCGGCGAGAUUCCGCCGCAGCGACUCAAUGUUUACGCGCAGGGCACUGAUACUGGCAAUGCAACAUCGUACCUCGUUUCAGAUGAAGGAUUGACCGUCAUCAGCGACAUUGACGAUAUCCUCCGUGUCACCAAGAUAUAUCAACCGAAGGAAGGGUUGCUCAACUCAUUCGCUCGCCCGUUUACUCCAUGGAUGAAUAUGCCGGACAUAUACCGCAACUGGUCUGUCAGCCUCCCGAACAUGCAUUUUCACUACUUGACCACGACACCGGAGCAAAUCACACGCAACUACAUGCAGUUCAUCUAUGCCACGUAUCCGGGUGGGAGUUUUGAUACACGGCCGCUCAACUUCAGCGAUGUGUCGGCAACACUGUCCAUCCGCAAAUGGCUCCUGGAGAGAAUCUUCCAAACCUUUCCCCACCGCAAGUUCAUCCUAGUGGCUGACACCAGCAAUUCGGACGUUAUGCGAGACUAUCCCGAGAUGGCGACGGAGUAUCCAGGUCAGGUCCAGUGUAUAUUCCUCCGCAACACCUCCUCCACCGACUCGGGCGACAAGUUUCCAUAUAAUACUGAAGGCUUUAAGAACCUCAACCAGCAGAGUUACAUGUUCUUCCGAGUGCCUGAUGAUUUGACAGGGCUGGAUAUUGUCAACGGACAAUGUUACAAUGCGUCGAUUCCACAGAACCUGACGUUUGGAUACCAAGGAUUGCCUUUCGGGAUCAAUACAGGCAGUGGUGACAACAACAAGAACGGAACCACGAAUGGAGCAGAAAGGGUUUUGGGGCGAGACUCGGGGCUGUCCUGUCUCUGGGCUGUGCUCGUCGUUGCCUUAAGCACUCUGUUCUCGGUUGCAAUAGGCUGA
Exophiala dermatitidis NIH/UT8656 is the source of this 1617-nucleotide messenger RNA. RefSeq lists its product as uncharacterized. The record is from RefSeq and is a predicted model, not a curated record. Gene Ontology annotation, molecular function: phosphatidate phosphatase activity. NCBI's taxonomy places the organism in Eukaryota, Fungi, Ascomycota, Eurotiomycetes, Chaetothyriales, Herpotrichiellaceae. The transcript has a single exon. Bases 1 to 1617 code for a protein of 538 amino acids. Gene Ontology annotation, cellular component: actin cortical patch.